Messenger RNA from Hyla sarda, 2571 nucleotides. RefSeq lists its product as uncharacterized. The coding region runs from base 1 to 2571 and encodes 856 amino acids. Lineage: Eukaryota; Metazoa; Chordata; Amphibia; Anura; Hylidae. The record is from RefSeq and is a predicted model, not a curated record. The transcript is spliced from 3 exons.
AUGCAAAUAGGAUCAAUUCGUACCUCGGAGGAGUGCAGAAGAUUUUGUCAACUUAGCCUGAGUUUUUACUGUGGGGAGAAUACACACUUCAUCGCCUCCUGUGUGAAGGGUCCGUUUCCCAGUGGCAAUCUUAGUGGCCACUUGGGCGCACAGAUAUGUCAUGCCCCUCAGAGAAUUACACCUGGCAGAGUUUAUCUGGAGGGCAUUGUUCCAUCUUGUGUACAAUGUGAUUUAACAUCAAAGAGUAUUGUAAAGCCUGUUUUGCAUCAGCCUCUGACUGAAUCAACAUGUUGUGACACUAUGGGCAAUAAGAGUGUGGAGAGCAUUCCUGUUGAUUUGCGGUCAGAGGGUAGUAAUGAGAGUCUGGAGGAUGACUGUGAGGACACCAAUGAGUGGAAAGAUAUUACAAACAAGGACUCCGAAAACCAGGAUCACGAACACCAGGAACAAGGGUCACCAGCAGCAAAAGUAGAAACGAGGGUCACCAUCAGCAGGAUUAGAACAUGGUCACCCAUCACCAACCUCCAGUCACCCAUCACCUACCUCCAGUCACCCAUCACCAAACUCCAGUCACCAAUCACCAACCUCCAGUCUGCCAUCACCACUUCCAGUCACCCAUUACCCACCUCCAGUCACCCAUCACCAAUUCCAGUCACCCAUCACCAACCUCCAGUCACCCAUUACUACCUCCAGUCACCAAUCACCCACCUCCAGUUACCCAUUACCCACCUCCAGUCACCCAUCACCACUUCCAAUCACCCAUCACCAACCUUGUCACCCAUUACUACCUCCAGUCACCCACCACCCACCUCAAGUCACCCAUCACCACUUCCAAUCACCCAUUACUCACCUCCAGUCACCCAUCAUCACCUCCAGUCACCCAUCACCAACCUUGUCACCCACCUCCAGUUACCCAUUACUAUCUCCAGUCACCCAUCACCACCUCCAGUCACUCAUCACCACCUCCAGUCACCCAUUACUACCUCCAGUCACCCAUCACCCACCUCCAGUCACCAAUCACCAACCUUCAGUCACCCAACACCCACCUCCAGUCACCCAUUAUCACCUACAGUCACCCAUCACCCACCUCCAGUCGCCCAUCACCACCUCCAGUCGCCCAUCACCACCUCCAGUCGCCCAUCAUCACCUCUAGUCGCCCAUCACCACCUCCAGUCGCCCAUCACCACCUCCAGUCGCCCAUCACCACCUCCAGUCGCCCAUCACCACCUCCAGUCGCCCAUCACCACCUCCAGUCUCCCAUUACUACCUCCAGUCGCCCAUCACCCACCUCCAGUCGCCCAUCACCACCUCCAGUCACCCAUUACUACCUCCAGUCGCCCAUCACCACCUCGUCGCCCAUCACCACCUCCAGUCACCCAUUACUACCUCCAGUCACCCAUUACCACCUCCAGUCGCCCAUCAUCACCUCCAGUCGCCCAUCACCACCUCCAGUCGCCCAUCACCACCUCCAGUCGCCCAUCACCACCUCCAGUCGCCCAUCACCACCUCCAGUCGCCCAUCACCACCUCCAGUCGCCCAUCACCACCUCCAGUCUCCCAUUACUACCUCCAGUCGCCCAUCACCACCUCGUCGCCCAUCACCACCUCCAGUCACCCAUUACUACCUCCAGUCACCCAUCACCCACCUCCAGUCACCCAUUACCACCUCCAGUCGCCCAUCACCACCUCCAGUCGCCCAUUACUACCUCCAGUCGCCCAUCACCCACCUCCAGUCGCCAAUCACCUACCUCCAGUCACCCAUUACUACCUCCAGUCACCCAUCACCCACCUCCAGUCACCCAUCACCACCUCCAGUCACCCAUCCCCCACCUCCAGUCGCCCAUCCCCCACCUCCAGUCGCCCAUCCCCCACCUCCAGUCGCCCAUCCCCCACCUCCAGUCGCCCAUCCCCCACCUCCAGUCGCCCAUCCCCCACCUCCAGUCGCCCAUCCCCCACCUCCAGUCGCCCAUCCCCCACCUCCAGUCGCCCAUCCCCCACCUCCAGUCGCCCAUCACCACCUCCAGUCGCCCAUCACCACCUCCAGUCGCCCAUCACCACCUCCAGUCGCCCAUCACCCACCUCCAGUCGCCCAUCACCCACCUCCAGUCGCCCAUCACCCACCUCCAGUCGCCCAUCACCCACCUCCAGUCACCCAUUACUACCUCCAGUCACCCAUCACCCACCUCCAGUCGCCCAUCACCACCUCCAGUCACCCAUUACUACCUCCAGUCACCCAUCACCCACCUCCAGUCACCCAUUACUACCUCCAGUCACCCAUCACCCACCUCCAGUCACCCAUUACUACCUCCAGUCACCCAUUACUACCUCCAGUCACCCAUCACCCACCUCCAGUCACCAUUUACUACCUCCAGUCACCCAUCACCCACCUCCAGUCACCAUUUACUACCUCCAGUCGCCCAUCACCACUUCCAGUCACACAUCACACAUCGUCCCCCUCCGCUAUCUCAGAAUCCCAAACUUUCAUCCCUUUCCUCCGCUGCCUCACGGAGGGCCGGCCUCAGCCAAUCAGAGCGCGCCUCUUAGCGUCCAAUUAGAAUGUUUCAGGGAGUGA